Drosophila guanche is the source of this 973-nucleotide messenger RNA. RefSeq lists its product as uncharacterized. Gene Ontology annotation, molecular function: structural constituent of chitin-based larval cuticle. Gene Ontology annotation, cellular component: chitin-based extracellular matrix. The transcript has a single exon. Bases 71 to 904 code for a protein of 277 amino acids. The record is from RefSeq and is a predicted model, not a curated record. NCBI's taxonomy places the organism in Eukaryota, Metazoa, Arthropoda, Insecta, Diptera, Drosophilidae.
GAGAGCAGCCCACAAGCAGCAGAACUCAAAGAGUUGCAGCAUCAAACGGAACACAGCGAUAAUUGAGAGCAUGAAGUAUCCACUCCUCCUGUUGGGUUGCCUGGGCAUGGCCCAUGGCCUGGCCCUGUACGCGGCCUCCUAUCCGUUCGUCUACUCCGCCGGAGGAUCGGCUGUGUACACGCCCACGCAGCAGCAGUACAUCUCGCAGGAUGCCCUUGGCCAGUACUCGUAUGGCUAUGCCGAGCCACUGUCCUCCAAGCAGGAGACCCGCUCCCUGGAUGGCACCACGCGGGGCACCUACAGCUACAGGGAUGCCGCAGGCAAGCUGCAGACCGUCGACUACUUGGCCGAUGCCCAGGGCUUCCAUGUGGCAGCCACCAAUCUGCCCAAGGCAGUCAUUCCCCGAGAGCUGGUGACCGGGAGGAGUGCCUCGCAUGGCAGCGGAGUGCAUCCCGUGGCUGUCCAUCAUCCCGUGGAACAUCAUUCCGUGAAGCUUCCCCAUUCCGUGGAGCAUCCUGUUGGACACAUCGCUGAGCCUUCCUCCUCCCACGUGGGCACUGGCCGCAGUGCUCAUCCUCCAGCUGUGGGCCAUCCCGAGGCAGUUCACCAUCCCGUGGAGUAUCAUCCUGUGGAGCAUCCAGCUGGCCAUGUGGCAGAGCAUCCCUCUGGCCGUGCUCAUCCCGAAGGCCACGAACUCCCCCAGCCCGUGGGCGACACUCCUGAAGUGGCCGCCGCCAAGGCCCUCCACCUGAAGCGUCUCCACGAUGAGCAGCAGCGCAACGAGAUUCUCACUCCCCACAUCGCAGUGCCCGUGCCAGUGGCCCGCAGCCACCACGUCGUGGUUCCAGCUGCCGUCUACGGCUACACUCGGCCCCAGUACUACUCCUCCGGCUUCUACUACUGAGAGGGGCAGCUGUGCAGCAUCAAUCCUGGAUUUCGAAAUUCAAAAUAAAGUCAAAUAUUUGUGAAACUA